Messenger RNA from Arthroderma uncinatum, 1290 nucleotides. RefSeq lists its product as uncharacterized. Lineage: Eukaryota; Fungi; Ascomycota; Eurotiomycetes; Onygenales; Arthrodermataceae. Gene Ontology annotation, cellular component: endoplasmic reticulum. Gene Ontology annotation, molecular function: calcium ion binding. The coding region runs from base 1 to 1290 and encodes 429 amino acids. The record is from RefSeq and is a predicted model, not a curated record. The transcript has 3 exons. Gene Ontology annotation, biological process: endoplasmic reticulum calcium ion homeostasis.
AUGGACGGACUCCUUAAAGGUCUUUUUGGCGGAAAUACCGCGGGAGCUCCGAAAAAGGCGGAUGGAGACUUUCCCGACUUCUCGCCUCCAUCUGGUGCAGGAUCUGGGCCUCAAGUUGGGGCUGUGAGCGACGUCCCAUAUACAAAAUGGUACCGGGUAUGGGAGCGUACUUCGCCAAAGGAUUUCGCCCAGGAAGCAUUCAUCAUUCCGUUUAUCAUUAUAAUUGCCGUAUUGCACAUGUGGGGAGCUGGCAAAAACAGACGCAAGGCGAAGACAUGGGCUCAAGCAAAUAUCCCGGUGCUCUGCGACGAAUUCGCUGUUGUUGGAUAUAGUGGCGUGCCACGGAGUCCCAGCUCUAAUGAGGACAUCAAGAUCGAUGGCAAGAUAUUCAAGGAAAAGGCCAUCAAUGAGUUCACCACCUACGCUACGGGCCGUCAGAAUAUCGCCUUCGUCGACGUCACGAUCACGAUGUUGAAGCGUUACAACCCGCUGCUACUUUUUGGCGAAAUGCUUCUUGGGCUAUUUUUCGACGCCAUGGCUCCGUCUACUGAAAACGUAGAGGUUAUUGCAUACCCAUUCGAUGGCAAGGAGAAGGACCUUGUUCCCCCCACUCCGUUGGAUUUGGAAGUGGAUAAGAAAUCAAAGUCAGCACCUUCAACAUAUGAUGGUUUCGUAUUCGCUGUGGUACACAAGAAUGCUAUGCGCCGCCUAAGAGAAAAUCGCUAUGAUGUUUCAUUGACAUUCACCAAGGAAAACGCUAAGCUUCCCAGCUGGCUGACCGUCAUGAGCGAAAGUGCUGAGAUCACGGAUUUGAUGCUCGCCCCCGAGCUCAUCAAAGCUAUCGAGGAAGCUGGCGACUUGUUUGACUAUCUGGUCGUGACUGACCAGCCUAUGGAGAAACCCACAACUAUUGAAGAGGCUACUCCUCGGAAACGGACAAUUCUCUCUCUCCGUGUUCCAUCUUCCUCGGACGCUGCUGAUUAUGUAUCUUCGUCUAACAUGUUGAAAGCUUUCAUCCGCCUCUCUGAUCGUCUAGUGUCUGUCGCUCACUUCAGGCCAGAAGUGACCCGCAAGCUCCGCAACACUCGUGAGGAAGAGACUAAGAGAAUGAAGCGUGCUGACCUGGAAGAAAAGGCCGAGGAAAGGAAAACGAAUGCUGAGAAGAUCAAGAAGGAAGAACGCGAUCGUCUCCUACGCAAUAUGUCAGCUGACGAGCAAAAGAAAUUCCUCGCGAAGGAGAAAGAAAGAGAGCAAAAGCGGGAGAUGAAGAGACAGACACGAAAAGGAUAA